AUGUCUUCUUCGGAAGCUACUACGCGUAGGCGUGUGAAGCUUUAUAUGUUAAACGAAGAGCGGCAGUGGGACGAUAAAGGAACUGGCCAUGUUUCUGCUCUCUACAACGAUGCUAGUUGCAUCUGUCUUGUCGUUAUUUCGGAAAAUGACGGGUCUCCUCUUCUGGAAUCCAAGAUUCAGCCGGAGACCGCUUAUCAGAAGCAGCAGGAGACACUUAUAGUUUGGUCAGAAGGCGAGAAUGUCGAUCUUGCUCUUUCUUUCCAAGAAAAGGCUGGGUGUGAUGACAUAUGGGAGAAGAUCUGUUCUGUGCAGGGCAAGGAUCCUUCGGUUGAGAUUACUCAAGAAGUCGUGGAUGAAUCCGACGACACUGAUGAUGUCGAGGCCUAUUCAUUAGCUACCAAUCAAGCUCUACAAACAUUUGAGCUUCCUCCUUGUGAACUCUCACGACUAGAAGAGAUCGCGGAAGUAUUUAGUACACACUUGAACCUUCUUCAGAAGCGUGAGCGCCUUGUUGCGGCUGUUGACCGUAGCAAUUAUAUCAGACAAUUAAUUGAUCUUUUCCACAAAGCUGAGGAUCUGGAGGAUUUGACUUCAUUGCAUUUUUUAUACGAGAUUUUCAGGCAGCUCAUCCUGUUUAAUAAGCAAGUUCUCUACGAAACACUUUUUUCCGACGAUGUUAUAUUGGACGUUAUCGGUAUCUUGGAGUACAAUCCAGGAGGUCGGACUCGACAUCGGGAUUUCUUGAGAAAUCAGGCGAACUUCAGGGAGGUAUUGCCACUCCACAACUCAAAGCUCAUAAAUAAAAUUCACCAAACCUAUCGAGUGCAGUACAUUCAGGAUUGUUGUUUGCCGCCGCCAAGUCUCUUUGAUGAACAGUCCAUGUCAGAUCUGAAGUCGUUCAUUUCGUCCAAUAAAAUGGAGAUUCUAAGUGCUUUGCAGGAAGAUCGAGAAAUUAUGCUAAGGUUGUUCACAUGCCUUAAGUCUGCCGACACUUCAGACUCCCAUCGGCGCGAACUGGCCCUCUUUGUGAAGGAGUUUUGCAAUCUCUCUGUACAGACCGAUCAGAAGGAGGCGUUCCUGGCUACCUUGUCCGCUCAUGGGGCUCUUUCCACUGUAGAGGUACUUCUUUCCAAUAGCGACCAUGACAUCAAGUCAGCCGCUCUGGUGAUUCUUCAGGCCUUCGUUGAAAAUCAGCCGUCAAUAGUACGCGAACACGUGUGUAAGGAGGGUGCUAGACAACAUCGAGACGAGAACAUUUUGAUAAAUUUGAUGAUUGCGCAGCUCCUAGAAGAUCCUGAUCCGGAACUUGGUGAUGCCUAUCAGCUGGGAUACAUGCUGCGUAUUCUAAUCGAUCCCGAUAAUAUGAACAACGCAUCUGCUAGAAGUGAGAAGUCAGAGUUUCUGAGCUUCUUCUACAAACGUUGCAUAGGCACGCUGACAAAACCAUUGUUCGAUAAUACUGCCCAUGGCACGAUUAAUUGUGACAACUAUCAUUCUGCACUUGUUUUGAGCAAUGUCUUGGACUUGUUGAUAUUUUGCAUCGAAACCCACACUUACCACAUGAAAAAUUAUUGCCUUCACCGGGAUCUCGUAAAACGUGUUUUGGUUCUUCUACGUUCAACACACAAGUUUCUGGUGCUAAGUGCUCUGCGAUUACUGCGCAAGAUGAUUCAGUUGAAGGAAGAAUUCUACAAUCGGUACCUUAUCAAAAACAGUUUGUUUAAGCCAGUGAUAGAGCUAUUUGCUACUAAUGGGCAUCGAUAUAACAUGAUCGACUCAGCCAUCGUUGAAUUGUUUGAGUACAUUCUCAUGGAGGAUAUCACGUCGCUUAUAAAUUACGCUGUGAAUGAACAUUGGGAGGUUUUAAACAAGAUCACCUAUGUAAACACUUUCAAGCGACUUAAGGAACGUUAUGAUGCUAGUAAUAAACCAGGCCGAACGGAACCAUCCAGUAUUUUCGGUCAGCAGAUUCCAACUGGCAUGUGA
Molecule: messenger RNA, 1986 nt
Organism: Hydatigera taeniaeformis
Lineage: Eukaryota; Metazoa; Platyhelminthes; Cestoda; Cyclophyllidea; Taeniidae
Source: the annotation of a GenBank genome assembly